AAACUGAACAUCACCGCCUAGACUUCCAAAGCCACAUUCCAGUAACAUGAUCGGAGGAAAAAACCACCACCUUAAUCCAACGGUUGAUAUUCCACCAUGGCCAUACACAGAUGAUCAAACGGCUAACAUGCACUUCAUGUUAAGCCCGAACGAGAAUUCCAAUUCUACCCUUAGUUUUGCUGAAGAUUAUUAUUCUCAGUUUGAGUUAGAAAAUGGAGAAAUUGAACUUCCGGUGGACAUGUACGCAUGUGAUAAUUUCAGGAUGUUUGAGUUCAAGGUGAGGAAUUGCGCACGUGGGAGGUCACACGAUUGGACUGAAUGUCCGUACCUUCAUCCCGGCGAGAAAGCUCGUCGGAGGGACCCACGUAAGUAUCACUAUUCCGGUACUGCAUGUCCGGAUUUUCGUAAGGGGAAUUGUUUGAAAGGCGAUGGGUGCGAGUUUGCUCACGGCGUAUUUGAGUGCUGGCUCCACCCAGCUCGCUAUCGUACGCAGCCAUGUAAAGAUGGUGUGAGCUGUAAACGAAGGGUUUGUUUCUUUGCUCACUCAGCUGAUCAAUUGAGAGUAUUGAGCCCGAACGCUGAAUCAGCUUUUGAGCAUCAAUCUCCUCGGCUCUGCGGUAGAGCUUUGCAAUUUGUUUCGUCGCCCGAGUCGAGUUCCCCGCCGACUGAGUCACCGCCUAUGUCUCCGAUGCUGAGUCGGUCGCUGGGUUCGAACUCGGUUAAUGAGGUAAUAGCUUCGCUUCGUCAGUUGCAGUUGAACAGGUUGAAUUCCAUGCCUUCGGCGUGGAAUGUGCAAUUGGGAUCUCCUAGACUCGGGUCGGCUGGACGACCCGUGACCCAACCCGGUUUCUGUAGCUUGCCUGUAACUCCAACUGGGAAUUUGACCCGACCCGGGAAUCGGUGCUUUGAUCUGUGGGAGGAGGAACCUGUGAUGGAGAGGGUAGAGUCAGGUAGGGAUUUAAGGGUAAAGAUGCUUGAGAGGUUGAGUAAGGAGAAUCCACUUGAUGGGUUAAACCCGAAUCUGAAUUCGGAUGCUCCGAACCCGGAUGUUGGGUGGGUAUCGGAUCUGAUACAGUAAAAUGGCGGGCCUUGUUUUUGCUUCCUCUAUUUUUGCUCUUUAUAUUAAAGAAGGUGGGAGGAGGAAGAAUAUUUGGAAAUCCUAACUUUAUUUUUUGGGUUUUAUUGUAUGUUUGUAUAUUCUUAGUAUGAAUUUAGUGGUAUCAUAUAUGGAAAAUGAUGUUUGGUUAUAAGGGGAAAAGUGGUUUAGGGUCUUUUUUUGGAUUUGUUAUGUGGAAAAUUAGGAUUUAUUUUGGAUAAAUGUUUAGACAAAAAAAGAAAGUAAAUUUUGUUUUCGAGUUGCUGUAGAAAGACAUAGCAAAUCGAAGAUGGA
This is a messenger RNA of Nicotiana attenuata, 1390 nucleotides long. Its product is annotated as zinc finger CCCH domain-containing protein 20-like. The coding region runs from base 47 to 1078 and encodes 343 amino acids. The transcript has a single exon. Gene Ontology annotation, molecular function: metal ion binding. Lineage: Eukaryota; Viridiplantae; Streptophyta; Magnoliopsida; Solanales; Solanaceae. The record is from RefSeq and is a predicted model, not a curated record.